Molecule: messenger RNA, 1480 nt
Organism: Somion occarium
Lineage: Eukaryota; Fungi; Basidiomycota; Agaricomycetes; Polyporales; Cerrenaceae
Source: the annotation of a GenBank genome assembly
GUUUAGCUUCACUCUCGCUGAGACUAGCCUUUUCUUAAUAUGACCUCUCUCAAUGGAUAUGGAAGCAGUUCGAGCACUGUACUGUCGCAAACGAACGGUGUGAAUGGGCACACCAAGAGUCCUCUGAGGACAAAGAUACUAUUAUUAGGAAUGCGGAGAGCAGGGAAGACUUCUAUCUACGAAUAUGUCUUCAACGACCUCCCCGCGAAGCAGACGUUCUACCUCGAGACUACCACCCGUGUGACCAAGCACCACUACGACACAGUCAUACCCCUGGAGAUUUGGGAUUGCCCUGGGACCACCACGCUUGAAACCCUCGAGACGCCCUUGACCCAAUUCUCGACGCUGAUCUUCGUCAUUGACAUCCAAGACCUGUACCAACAACCCAUCUCACGACUGGUCGACUUCGUGAUCUCCGCAUACCAGGAUAACCCGAACAUGAACCUCGAGGUGUUCGUCCAUAAGGCAGACGCAUUGUCAGAAGAGUACAAGAUCGAAAACUUUCGACAUAUUCAACAACGUGUAUCGGAAGAGCUACUCGAUAUCUCUGAGGAAUAUGAGCAGAUCCCAAUCAACUUUCAUCUAACAUCUAUCUAUGAUCAUUCGGCGCACGAGGCAUUCUCGAGAGUGCUGCACAAGUUGAUCGACUCUUUGCCGUUCCUUGAAGAUAUGCUGAAUGUCUUCUGUUCGAAUUCGCAAUCGUCGAAAGCCUUCUUGUUUGAUACAAAAUCACGGCUAUAUGUUGCCACAGACGCAUCACCGGUCGAUCCUCCAACACAUAGCCUGUGUAACAAUUACUUGCAGAUGCUCAACUCCUUCGGACCAUUGUAUAAGUCUGUUUCAGCGAGCCCGUUACGACAAAGAACAAUAUCACCUCCGGAAUUAACACCCACAUCGUCUGGCGUGACGUCCCCUACAACCCCACAUUCAGUUCCUACCUCCGCUUCUGAAACACCUAGAGUCCCCUCCUCUUCCUUACAACACACAUCACCCUCAUCCUCAUCACAACAAGGUCCUUCAACACCAUUGUCGCCAACACAAUCUACUCCUUCCGUUUCCUCCCCGAUCUCAUCGUCCUCCGCAUCCUCAACGACACCUCGUCGCAAAUCCAAGAUCUCCUUCUACCCUUGUGCCUCCACGUCGUUAUCACCGUCGGCUUCCGGAGCGGGUACGACGCUCACGUAUCAUCUCAUUAACCCGAAAUUGGCGUUACUUGCAUUGUUGCCAACGUCAGUGUAUGAGAGCCGCAGGGGUUUGGUGGAGUAUAACGUCGUGUUCUUUAGGGAGGGUGUGCAGGAGAUAUGCGAAGUCGAGGACGAGAUACGGAAAGGUGGAGGAGGGUGAUGAGAAUUGAUGAAGCAGGAGUUAGUUAGUAUAGAGCAUCUUGGAAUUAUGCUAUUUUUCUGUAUGUUUGUUUCGCCAUCGCGACUCCGCAUCUCCAGCAGCAAGUACAACUUGCAACAUGUUUUAGCGCCCACGU